AGUGCCAAAUGUAGAGAAAGUUGAUCCUUUUGCACGAGUCAACGGGGGUGCAACUGCAAAUAUUUUUCCAGGGAAGAUAUUUAUGUCCUUUCUCCAUCUAUCACUGCAUCCCGUCUCUCUCCACCUAUACAUACAUACACACAUACGAUAUAUAUGCCACACACACUCUACGUGGGAAGCGACAAACCACCAAUUUCAGCCAUUUUCUUGAUCUGGGCUCGAACUUGACCUUGAUCAAGAAUUCUUGAUCGGCUGCCUUUCUUCUUCCAAGUUGAACAUAAGCUGUAAACAAAGCAUUUAGGAACAUAAACUUGGAAGCCCAGAUCUGUUUGCCAUUGUGUUGACUUGAUAGAGCAAUGUCUUUUAUUGGCACACAACAGAAAUGUAAGACCUGUGAGAAGACUGUUUAUCUGUCUGCUGAUAGAGUUAGUUAUCACAAGUCUUGUUUCAAAUGCUCUCAUUGCAAAGGGACUCUGAAGCUGAGCAAUUACUCGUCAAUGGAGGGCAUGCCGUGGCUUCAUUUUCAUGAAAAGCGAUUUCUAUUCAACUUUUUCAAAGAAAGCCGCAGUUUCAGCAAGAACUUUCAAUCACCUGCAAAGGUUGCUGAGAAGAAGACCCCAGAGCUGACAAGAUCACCUAGCAAAGCUGCCGGUAUGUGUUCUGGGACGCAAGACAAAUGUGCUACUUGUGGUAAAACGGCUUACCCACUCGAGAAGAUAAAGUUAGAUGACUUCAAUAGCAUCUUGUUUCGCAACAUUUAAUUCCGAGUUCUGAGCUGGCUAUUUCCUACAUUCAUGAUUUCUGCACUUACAGUAGUUAAAAGGAGAAUAACCAUUCUCAUCUAACGUUUACUUUCCAAACUCUGUUGUAAAAGCCAUGAUAUUAGAAUUUGCUGCUGAUGUUCUCGAAGAUUGCCCCUAUAGCCCAGCGUUGCAUAGAAUCCAGUUGAACAAGGAAAGUCAAGGUUAAUAAUCUGGGCUAAUAGGUGACUGUCAAAAACCAAAGCUACCACAAGUCUUGUUUCAAGUGUUCUCACGGCGGAUGCUCUCUAUCUCCAUCAAACUAUGUGACAUUAGACGGCAUUCUCUACUGCAAACCUCAUUUUUCACAGCUCUUCAAGGAAAAAGGGAGCUACAACCAUUUGAUCAAACGUGCAACAGCCAUUCCAGAUUCUUGAAAUGUGUUUAAUUCUUUGUCUGUGUAAAUGUACUGGUUUGUCUGGUUAUGAUUUCUAUUUUUUCUGUCUGAUCUCCAUGCCUUUAAGCUUAUCUCUCUUUCUCUCUUGGAAAAGAAAACCAUGUCCUCGUUUCCCAGCGGGGUGUACUACUGAUAUAGUUCAUAUGAUUUAUGGGAUGUCAAAGUUUCACAAGAUGCUAAUAAAUCAAUAUUUUUAAAUGUCAUUUGCAUUGUUCAGCCUGGUGUUUAUGUCUAGCCAAACUCCAUCCGGUUAGAAUUUAGUUCCUUGCGUCACAAGAUUUUGUUGGAAGCAAAUAUUUAUCGAGUAUUCUUCUGAUUUAAAGAAAGGGGCAAUAGCAUUUAUUAUUUCUAUUUCACAGGGAAGUGUAAAGUUGGGGAAUAAGCAGAGUGAUGAAGCUGUUCAAGAGGUUAAUUAAGUUCCGCCAACCUGUUCUGCUAUGAAACUUGGAGGGUAGGAAGAAACGAUCAAACCGACCAAACACAUAAAACCUUGAGCCACUAACUGAAGAUUGGGGCAGUGUUGUAGAAUCCCCAUCAUUUUUCACUAAUUAAUUGAUGUAAAAAUAAUGUAACAAAAAUACAAUAACAUGAACUAUAUAUCGGAUUGUUCUUGCAGAAAGAAUAUAAUGGUAAAAAUGAUUUUCUUUGGAAAUCCAAGGCUAGAAAAUUAUUUAAACUUCUCAGCUAAUCAGGUGUUUGUUUGCUGGUACAGGUUCCCACUGCUGUCUUCAGUUUCCUGGCCAGAAGUA
This is a messenger RNA of Sesamum indicum (sesame), 1946 nucleotides long. NCBI's taxonomy places the organism in Eukaryota, Viridiplantae, Streptophyta, Magnoliopsida, Lamiales, Pedaliaceae. The record is from RefSeq and is a predicted model, not a curated record.